Limanda limanda (common dab) is the source of this 1071-nucleotide messenger RNA. RefSeq lists its product as uncharacterized. The record is from RefSeq and is a predicted model, not a curated record. The transcript has a single exon. The annotation marks the transcript as partial. Lineage: Eukaryota; Metazoa; Chordata; Actinopteri; Pleuronectiformes; Pleuronectidae.
UCCUCAGCCUCUUCCUCCUCAGUCUCUUCCUCCUCAGCCUCUUCUUCCUCAGCAUCUUCCUCCUCAGCCUCUUCUUCCUCAGCCGCUUCCUCCUCAGCCUCUUCCUCCUCAGCCUCUUCCUCCUCAGCCUCUUCCUCCUCAUCCUCUUCAUCCUCAGCCUCUUCAUCCUCAGUCUCUUCCUCCUCAGCAUCUUCCUCCUCAGUCUCUUCCUCCUCAGCCUAUUCCUCCUCAGCCUCUUCCUCCUCAGCCUCUUCAUCCUCAGUCUCUUCCUCCUCAGCCUCUUCUUCCUCAGCCUCUUCCCCCUCAGCAUCUUCCUCCUCAGCCUCUUCCUCCUCAGCCUCUUCUUCCUCAGCCUUUUCUUCCUCAGCAUCUUCCUCCUCAGCCUCUUCUUCCUCAGCCUCUUCCUCCUCAGCCUCUUCCUCCUCAGCCUCUUCCUCCUCAGCCUCUUCUUCCUCAGCCUCUUCCUCCUCAGCCUCUUCUUCCUCAGCCUCUUCCUCCUCAGCCUCUUCCUCCUCAGCCUCUUCCUCCUCAGCCUCUUCCUCUUCCUCCUCAGCCUCUUCCUCCUCAGCCUCUUCCUCUUCCUCCUCAGCCUCUUCCUCUUCCUCCUCAGCCUCUUCCUCCUCAGCCUCUUCCUCCUCAGUAUCUUCCUCCUCAGCCUCUUCCUCCUCAGCCUCUUCCUCUUCCUCCUCAGCCUCUUCCUCCUCAGUCUCUUCCUCCUCAGCCUCUUCCUCCUCAGCCUCUUCCUCCUCAGCCUCUUCUUCCUCAGCCUCUUCCUCCUCAGUCUCUUCCUCCUCAGCCUCUUCCUCCUCAGCCUCUUCUUCCUCAGCCUUUUCCUUCUCAGCCUCUUCCUCCUCAGCCUCUUCCUCCUCAGCCUCUUCCUCCUCAGUCUCUUCUUCCUCAGUCUCUUCCUCCUCAGCCUCUUCCUCCUCAGCUUCUUCCUCCUCAGCCUCUUCCUCCUCAGCCUCUUCCUCCUCAGCAUCUUCCUCCUCAGCCUCUUCCUCCUCAGCAUCUUCCUCCUCAGCCUCUUCCUCCUCAGCCUUUUCUUCCUCAGCCUCUUCCUCCUCAGCCUCU